GACUUGAACGACAAGCUUCGUGGCCGCCAGGGAGCAGCGCGACGAGAGCUAACCUCGCGGACGAUAUUUGUGCUGUGCACAACAGGUGCAAUAAUACACGUUUAUACAUUCAGGGAACAGUUAAUAGUAGUAGCGGACAAAAUCAUUGUGAAGGAAGAUGGUGAUGACUGUGGCUUCUGUGCGCCAGCACCUCACAAAUUUGGCGCACUCCGGUGGUUCCCACAAAGAUCAAGCGGAAAAGUAUCGCACAACAUUGGACAUGAUAGUGGUGUCGUGCGGCGAUGAGAUGGCUGAAGCUCUGAAGACAUUUGUUGAAGCAAUUGUGAACGAAAAUGUAAGCUUGGUAAUUUCGAGACAAGUUUUGACCGAUGUUAGCAAUCGCUUAAUAUUUUUGCCUGAUGAGAUAUCAAAAGCUGUUUCUCAUUACACGUUAGACAAGGUCCAACCACGUGUGAUUUCCUUCGAAGAACAGGUAGCCAGUAUAAGGCAACACUUAGCCGACAUUUAUGAACGUAAUCACAACUGGCGGGAAGCUGCGAACGUUUUAGUUGGCAUACCAUUGGAAACAGGACAAAAGCAGUACACAGUUGAUUAUAAACUUGAGACAUAUCUUAAAAUCGCUAGACUAUAUUUGGAAGAUGAUGAUCCCAUACAAGCUGAAGCAUUCAUUAACCGAGCGUCACUUUUACAGGCUGAAUCUAAAAACGAACAGUUACAAGUCUAUUACAAAGUGUGUUACGCUAGGGUACUAGAUUACAGAAGAAAGUUCAUAGAAGCGGCUCAGCGAUACAAUGAGUUGUCGUAUAGAUCCAUUAUUCACGAAGACGAACGCAUGACGGCACUUAGGAACGCAUUGAUUUGCACAGUACUGGCAUCUGCAGGCCAACAAAGAAGUCGGAUGUUGGCAACUUUAUUCAAGGACGAACGUUGCCAGCAACUCCCGGCUUACUCUAUUCUUGAGAAGAUGUAUCUGGAUCGUAUUAUUCGGCGCUCUGAACUGGAAGAGUUCGAAGCGUUACUGCAGCCUCACCAGAAAGCGUGCACCAUCGACGGAUUGGGUUCCACCAUACUCGACCGUGCCGUUAUCGAGCAUAACUUGUUAUCCGCUAGCAAAUUGUACAACAACAUUUCGUUCGAAGAAUUAGGCGCAUUAUUGGAUAUUCCACCCACUAAAGCGGAAAAAAUAGCUAGCCAAAUGAUUACCGAGGGCAGGAUGAACGGAUACAUAGAUCAAAUCGAUUCUAUAGUGCAUUUCGAAACACGCGAGACCUUACCAACGUGGGACAAGCAAAUACAAUCGCUCUGUUAUCAAGUGAAUCAAAUAAUCGAGAAGAUCGCUCAGACGGAACCCGAAUGGAUCGCGAAAGUAAUGGAAGAUCAGAUGGUGCAUUAAUAUAUAAAUACAUUUUGUUUAACGAAGAAAUCUGUCAUUGCGCGGAAUACGGGAAUCAUAACGCAUAUUACGGUAUCAGAGUCGGCCAAACCAGCGAAUAUUUAUAUUAUAGCUCAUCGUUGAAACACAAGUAUCGUCCAGUGCACAUAAUUUAAUGUAUUCGAUUAUUUUCCACUAUGUAAAAUCCUUCGCAAACAGAUUUUUCAGAAAUGUAUCUGUAAAUGCAUCGUCUUUACGCUCGUCAAUAGGCACUAUGCGUGAAACACUUUAAAUACACAUUGUGCGUUUAAGACUUGAUGAGGCCAAUUCUCGACAUUUGAUAAUGCUUACUACAGAGUAGUUUUAAAAAUGAUGAAAAAUUUAUCACACAAUGAAUAUACAAGUUCCUUCAAAGAAAAAAGUUUAAGAGUGAUAAUCACAAUCAUCACAACUAACGAAAUUAAAAAAAAAAAGAAUUCAUUGUAGGUGAAAAAAAUUGUGUAAGUUCUCUUGUAAAUAAAUCACAUUCAUACU
Molecule: messenger RNA, 1906 nt
Organism: Ooceraea biroi (clonal raider ant)
Lineage: Eukaryota; Metazoa; Arthropoda; Insecta; Hymenoptera; Formicidae
Gene: CSN4
Product: COP9 signalosome subunit 4
Cellular component (GO): cytosol; COP9 signalosome
Source: RefSeq, a predicted model, not a curated record